AUGUGGAUCACUCUUCAAAUCUGCCUGUAUCUGUCUUUUAACUGUGUCUCUGCAGCUUCAGUCCUCAGUUCAGGCAUCUGUCAGCUCCAGGGACACUUCAAAUUAAAUGGGAUGUUCCAGGAUGGAGAUCUUAUACUUGGAGGUCUGUUUGAGGUUCACUUCCUCACAGUGUUCCCAGAGCUGAGCUUCAGAAUGGAACCGGAACCACCUUACUGUGAACAGUUUGAUAAGGCAAGUUUCCAGCAGGCACAGACUAUGGCCUUUGCUAUAGAUGAGAUCAAUAAGAAUCCAAACCUGCUUCCUAACAUCACUCUUGGAUACCAUCUUUAUGACAAUUGUGUAAAGUUGGGAGUGGCAUUCAGAGCUGCUACAGCUCUGGUUAGUGGGACAGAUGAUUCCUUCUCUAACCUAAACUGUGUUGGCCUACCUCCAGUGAUUGCUAUUGUGGGGGACCCGGGGUCUACUCACUCAAUUGCAAUCUCCAGUGUACUGGGACUGUUUAGAGUGCCUAUGGUUAGCUACUUUGCCACCUGCUCCUGUUUGAGUGACAGGAAAAAGUACCCCUCUUUCUUCAGAACAAUACCCAGUGAUGCCUUCCAAGUGCAGGCUAUGGUUCAGAUCUUGAGGUAUUUUGAAUGGACCUGGGUUGGUCUUCUCUACAGUGAUGAUGACUAUGGCAUCCAUGCCUCUCAGUCAUUCCACAAAGAUGUGCAGCUAUUUGGAGGUUGUGUUGGCUUUUCUGAAAUGCUGCCUCGUGAUAAUAACAGUAAAGAUAUUCAGAGGAUAGUGCGAGUGGUUCAGGCCUCUACAGCUAGAGUGGUGGUGGUGUUCUCCACCGAAGCAUAUUUGUUACCACUGAUGCAUGAGGUGGUAUUGCAAAAUUUGACAGGCAGACAGUGGAUUGCAAGUGAAGCUUGGGCUACUUCACCAGUGUUUCACACUCAACGUCUUUUGCCUUUCCUGGGGGGCACACUGGGAAUUGCUAUAAGGCGUGGUGAGAUCCAGGGACUUCGUAAAUUUCUUUAUAACCUCCGCCCUGACAACAAUCCAAGAAACAAUAUGGUUCGAAUCUUCUGGGAAAACAUGUUCGGGUGCAGUUUUGAUGCUGAAGGCAAAGAGGUAGAGGGAGAAAAAAUGGGUUGUUCAGGGCAGGAAGAUCUGAACUGCACAGAAACAGCAUACACUGAUGUUUCAGAGCUGAGGGCAUCAUAUAAUGUGUAUAAAGCAGUUUAUGCCCUUGCACAUGCGCUUCAUGACCUGAUGCAGUGUGAGGAGGGCAGAGGACCAUUUAGUGGAAACAGAUGUGCUGAGAUAAUCAACCUGCAGCCCUGGCAGGUAGCCCAUUACCUACAGAAAGUGAACUUCACCACUGGCUUUGGGGAUCAUGUUUCAUUUGAUAAGAAUGGAGAUGCUCUGGCCAUCUAUGAUGUGAUGAACUGGCAGCCGAGUUCAGAUGGUGCGAUAAGGGUCAGCACAGUUGGUGUAGUAAAUGAAGGGGCUACAGCAGGGAAUGUGCUCACACUAAAUGACGAUGAAAUAUUCUGGAAUUUUGAGAACAAAAAACCCCCACUGUCUGUGUGCAGUGAGAGUUGCCCCCUAGGCACCAGACGAGCCAGGAAGAAGGGUCUUCCCGUCUGCUGUUUUGACUGCCUGCCAUGCGGAGAUGGAGAGAUUUCAAAUACAAAAGAUGCUAUUGAGUGCACAACAUGUCCAGAUGAGUUUUGGUCGAGUCCAAAUAAAGAUCGGUGUGUCCCCAAAGAAGUAGAGUAUCUGUCAUAUGAGGAACCUCUGGGCAUCUCUCUGACCACUGCAUCUCUGCUUGGCACCUGUUUCUGCGCACUUGUGAUGGUCCUCUUCGCUCAUCACCGUAGCACUCCUGUAGUACGCGCCAACAAUUCAGAGCUCAGCUUUCUGCUGCUGUUGUCACUCAAACUGUGUUUUCUAUGUGUUCUAUUGUUUAUUGGCCGGCCACAGGUGUGGACAUGUCAAUUAAGACAUGCUGCAUUUGGCAUAAGCUUUGUCCUGUGCGUCUCCAGCAUCCUGGUCAAGACUAUGGUGGUAAUAGCUGUGUUCAAGUCAUCUCGACCUGAGGGUAAAAGUGUCAUGAAAUGGUUUGGUGUAGCUCAACAAAGAGGCACUGUCAUGUCCCUAACUGCACUUCAGGUUCUGAUAUGCAUAGUAUGGUUAACCACUUCAUCCCCAACACCCUAUAAAAACAGCCAGUAUGUCACCUCUAAAAUAGUCUACGAAUGUUCUAUUGGCUCAGUGGCUGGUUUUUCUCUACUGCUGGGAUACAUUGGCCUCCUGGCAGCAGUAAGUUUCCUCUUAGCCUUCCUGGCAAGAAACCUUCCAGAUAAUUUUAAUGAAGCCAAAUUCAUUACCUUCAGUAUGUUGAUCUUCUGUGCUGUGUGGAUUGCAUUUGUUCCAGCAUAUGUGAGCUCUCCAGGGAAAUAUGCAGUGGCUGUGGAAAUAUUUGCUAUUUUAGCUUCUAGUUUUGGAUUAUUGGUGGCCAUAUUUGCCCCAAAAUGCUACAUCAUCCUUUUACAUCCAGAGAGAAACACUAAAAAAGUCAUCAUGGGAAGAGCCACACAACAUAAAUAGUUUAGACAUUUACAUUGAGGAAAAACUAGACAU
Messenger RNA from Pimephales promelas (fathead minnow), 2634 nucleotides. Its product is annotated as extracellular calcium-sensing receptor-like. Gene Ontology annotation, molecular function: G protein-coupled receptor activity. Gene Ontology annotation, cellular component: plasma membrane. The record is from RefSeq and is a predicted model, not a curated record. Gene Ontology annotation, biological process: G protein-coupled receptor signaling pathway. NCBI's taxonomy places the organism in Eukaryota, Metazoa, Chordata, Actinopteri, Cypriniformes, Leuciscidae.